Tarenaya hassleriana is the source of this 1017-nucleotide messenger RNA. Its product is annotated as cell surface glycoprotein 1-like. Bases 82 to 1014 code for a protein of 310 amino acids. The record is from RefSeq and is a predicted model, not a curated record. Lineage: Eukaryota; Viridiplantae; Streptophyta; Magnoliopsida; Brassicales; Cleomaceae. The transcript has a single exon.
AGAAGAGGAAAUUCUAGAUCCCAUAUUCUACGAUCCUAUCUAUAAUCGUUGUGAUAGAAUUUUCCUUUUUCAGAAAAGGAAAUGAAGUAUACGCGUCGGUUCAUAUUGAUUCCGUGCGGAAGAAAGGAUGAAGAAGAAAACACAUAUAAAUACCGAUACCCCUCCACCUGCAAUGCCUCGUUCAAUUGCUCAUCCACCCAAAAGCAGAAGCAGAAGCAGAAGCAAGAUUUCGUCAUCAGAUAUGAUGAAGGCGAUGGCUAUCACGCAUACUUUACUCGUCCGCGACGCCUACCUCGUCCAUGCUCCUUUGGCUUUCGCCUCAUGUUUCGAGAUUCCUUCGUCCACAUCCAUGAAGAUAUCUCCUUUGAUCAUCAUCGUCGUUUUUCGAGACCCAGACCCGAUGCAUCUUCAGUUGCAUCCCGACAUCCAAAGUUAUCCCGUUCAAACCCUAAUCCAACUCCCGACAUCGUUCCAAGUGAGAAGAAGACGAAGACGAAGAAGAGAAACUCGGAGUUGAUUGCUGGUUCGGUCACAACUUCCGACAUCGUUCAGGACCCUCCUGUUCCAAGUGAGGAGGAAACGAAGAAGAAGAAGGGAAACUCGGAGUUGUUGGCUAAUUCGGUCACAACAAACCCUAGUCCAACUUCCGACGACGUCGUUCAAGCAGCUCCUGUUCCAAGUGAGGAGGAUGAGAAGACGAAGAAGAAGAAGAGAAACUCGGAGUUGUUUGCUAGUUGGGUUACAACAAACCCUAAUCCAACUGCCGACGCCGUUCAAGAAGCUCCUGUUCCAAGUGAGGAGGAGACGAAGAAGAAGAAGAAGAGAAACUUGGAGUUGUUCGCUGGUUCGGUUACGACAAACCGUUCUCCGUCGCCGAGCGAUGUACCGAUCCCGAUGUUCUUCCUGAGAGAAAGGAUCAAGCUUUCGAAUCCACGAUUCGACGUGAAGAAGGACAAAAGAGCUUACCAACUUUUCAUUUUAUAUUGUUUACUAGUUGUGUUAGUUUCGAGCUGAAGU